Molecule: messenger RNA, 591 nt
Organism: Ylistrum balloti
Lineage: Eukaryota; Metazoa; Mollusca; Bivalvia; Pectinida; Pectinidae
Exons: 6
Coding region: 1-591 (196 amino acids)
Source: RefSeq, a predicted model, not a curated record
AUGACAAUCACAUUCCAAAUUCGAGUCACUCGAGUCAACCUGGUUCUACCUGGACAAAGAAUUACUGCCGUUUUGGCGGACUUCGGUAAUACUGGUACCUCGAUGAAGUUACCAAUAAUCCUGAUGGUUGUGUUUGUUAUUAGCAUUGCAAUUGGCGUAUAUUUUGUCGUGACAAAGGAAAGUGACAUGAAUGGAGAUGAUAUGAACCGCGCUACAAAGACAAAUCGGUCAUCUGCAUUUGAAUUCAGCGGAGAAUCAGAAAUAUCCUCUGAUAUAGCAGCAGCUUUGAUUAAAAGUCAUAGCAUGGAAAACAAUGGAUCUAUGUACCCUACUGAUCCCAUUUGCCGGGAUUUGCCAAAGUCAUCUGUAUUCGUUUUUGAUUGCUACCACCAGAGAACUUUUAAUGACCUACCCGAUAAUAGCACUGUCAAAUGCACGUACCUGAAACGAGUUGGGUUAUGUAUACAGGCUCUACUGGAGGAAACGUACGACAUUGAUUGCGACUUAGAAGAUCGGUUGUUUCUACUAAAUCUUAAUGCAGAGACCAUUUUGGAGAGAAGCAACUUCAACGUUAGAACAGAAUGUGUGUGA